Molecule: messenger RNA, 1418 nt
Organism: Fimicolochytrium jonesii
Lineage: Eukaryota; Fungi; Chytridiomycota; Chytridiomycetes; Spizellomycetales; Powellomycetaceae
Product: Phosducin-domain-containing protein
Exons: 1
Coding region: 99-1124 (341 amino acids)
Biological process (GO): regulation of G protein-coupled receptor signaling pathway
Source: RefSeq, a predicted model, not a curated record
CGAAAAUAUACCCCCGGGUCUCGACGCAAAGUAGGCACUGCGCAAGCUACCCAGAACCUCUAGAUCGAUCUCCGCAUAUAUACACUUCCACCCACAACAUGGACCUCGACGACCGCCUCCUGCGCGCAAUCUCCGACUUUGCCGGCAACGAGUCAAACCUCGAGCCUGGUGACCGCCGCCACCCCGACUCCGACCCGGACUCGGCAGACGAGGAUCAAGCGCACAACCAUAAAGACGACAACGACGACGAUUACAAUGACUCAGACGACUCGGACUCCGAAGGGUUACCGCCAAUGCCGCCGGGUCUCGCCCGUGAAAACGCGCUGGAGGCCGAAGACGCCGCUAUCCGUAGGCACAUGGACUCCGCCGGCCCACAGACGGGGCCAAAGGGCGUCUUGGCCGAUCAGAAGUUCCACAAACAGCAGCAGCGAGCGAGGAGAGAACUGAAAGCCCAGCGUGACUACCAAAAGCUUUCCAGUGGUGCUUUAGCCAGUGGGUGGAUGCAGAGGAGCGUGGCCGAGGAGGAGAGGAGGAAGAUGGGCUUACCGGAUGUCGCAAAGGCUGCUGGACGGCAGAGAAAUGAUGACGAUGAGGAUGAGGACGAUGAGGACAUGGAAGAAGAGCUGUUCCUGAAGGCAUAUCGAGCAAAACGCAUGGCGCAGUUCUCCAAGCAGCGCUUUCAAACAGGAAAACAAUUCGGCACGGUCAUCGAGAUGGAGUCGCCAGACGAAUAUCUGAACGCGAUCGACGACGAGGCUCCAUCCGUGACGGUCCUCGUACACCUGUACCAACCAUCGAACGAAGGCUGUCGCGUCGUGAACGCCCUAUUGUCCGUGCUGGCGGCACGACAUGCCACUAACACAAAGUUUUGCAAGAUCAAAAGUCACAUUGCGGACGAGACGUUUGAUCUUGUGGUGUUACCUGCCAUCCUGGCUUACAAGAAUGGGGAGAUAAUAGGGACGGCUAUGCGGGUUUUGGAUGAUGUGGACACGUGGAAACAGUCCGGACGGUGCACGGCGGAGGAUCUGGAGGCAGUGCUGGCACAGCAAGGGAUCUUGGGCAGCGAUGAAGACGCAAUCUUCUCUGCCAAUGCGGGAUUGGGAGGGGUGCGCCUCUACAGCUAAGCAACGCUAGUGUAAAAGAUGUGCACAUGUAUCCAUGGCCGAAACACAAAGUGUUACCCAAUUUUGAUCAGUGGGAUUCAGGGACGAUGUCCAUAUGUAAAUACAUCCGUCGCUGUACAGAUAUAUACAAAUCGCGGAAGGGAAAUGGCAGACGGAUAGCCGCAACCUCUAAAUAGCAUCUUUCUGUCGCAAAUGGUGGAACACAGCUUGAUGCACAAUCUCCUUGUCGUAAAAGUCUGAUCUGCGAAUCUCCUCCAUGUUGAAGUGAGAGUCGCCCAGUACCGUCUAGAAUAU